This is a messenger RNA of Oryza sativa Japonica Group (Japanese rice), 760 nucleotides long. RefSeq names its product auxin-induced protein 15A. Lineage: Eukaryota; Viridiplantae; Streptophyta; Magnoliopsida; Poales; Poaceae. Gene Ontology annotation, biological process: response to auxin. The record is from RefSeq and is a predicted model, not a curated record.
GCAACCACAUUGCCAUACAGUACUCAGUAGUCGUACACAUUCUCUCGUACGCUUCUUCGAGCAGAAUGAAGGGAGGAGGAUCAAAGAGGAGAUUGCUCCGGGCCUUCCUCCACUCAUGGAAGAAGCUCGGCGCCGCCGCCGCCGCCGCGGCCCCGGCGGCCGGCGAGUGGGCUCCUCUCGACGGUGACGGCGAGGGCGCCAUCCCGAGCGACGUGCCCCGGGGCCACACGGUGGUGUACGUCGGCGAGGAGCUGCGCCGCUACGUCGUCAGGGUGUCGUCCCUCGACCACCCGCUGUUCCGCGAGCUGCUCGACCGCGCCAGGGAGGAGUACCAGUUCGCCGCCGGCGCCGACGCGAGGCUGUGCAUACCCUGCGACGAGGACAUCUUCCUCGGCGUCCUCUGCCAUGUCGACUCCAAGCAGGAGCACUGGAGGCUGAUCUCGUUUUGCAGAUAGCUAGCUGCUGUGCUGCCUGCUGAUGCAUGUCGUUGUUCAUGCCUAGGAUUGGAUGUUUCGGACUCGUUGCUCCGAGGAAACGGAAGAAUUAAUUAAUUCGCGUGAAUUCUCACGUGUACAGGGGCAUUUAGGCUUUGUUAGAAUGUUGGCAGUUUGUUUUGGUUCCAUUGUUGUAUUGGAUAUUUGGAUUCUUCAAGGAUGGAGAUGGACCAUGAAUGGUACUCCCGGCAUAUUUCUUUUUUCGCUUAAAGUGUGAUUAGCAUGCAUGUAAAGAUUUGCUCGAGUGAAGAAGAUACAGUCUUUUC